Molecule: messenger RNA, 3144 nt
Organism: Ochlerotatus camptorhynchus
Lineage: Eukaryota; Metazoa; Arthropoda; Insecta; Diptera; Culicidae
Gene: Ocrl
Product: Oculocerebrorenal syndrome of Lowe
Exons: 10
Coding region: 230-2839 (869 amino acids)
Biological process (GO): signal transduction; phosphatidylinositol dephosphorylation
Cellular component (GO): membrane
Molecular function (GO): phosphatidylinositol-4,5-bisphosphate 5-phosphatase activity
Source: RefSeq, a predicted model, not a curated record
AUCCUCGAAAAAAAUCUUCAGAUUUUGGCACUCCAGUUUUGAUAGCAUCAAGUUUUAUGUUAUCGUUUUCUAGCGAAACUUAGUGUAAAAUGCCGUUCCAUUACUCAUAAAGCACACUAGGAACCACUCCCAAUUGCACCGAGCAUACAGCAUAGUGAAAAUUGAUUCAGUUUGUGUUGGCUUUUGUGACAAAACAGAAAGAUCCAGAUUUUGGAUCAGCAGAGCAAGGAUGACCUCCGGAAGCUAUGAUUCAACAAUCAUUAGCACGGUCACGCAAAAAUUUCGAGAAGACGAAUCAGUUCUGGCGAUUUUCGAAGCAUACCAAAUCCUUGGAAACAAUCACCAGAAUCAACUGCUGGUCAUCGCCAGUUCCAAUACUACAUCAGCGCUGUUUGCCUUCUCCAUAGUGCGCUACCCGCCGGAGAGCAUUUCCGACUUGACUGUCAUUGCCGUUUAUCCGGUUGAUGACACAUUUUGGAUUAAUCCAGAUUCCGGUGGUCAUGGAUCCAUUUCGAGCUCUCAGUUUACGAUCUUCUCAAAUAAUGAACCUACGGUGUACUACUACCAAGGGUCACGGGAUGCCAUUGCUUCGCGGGAUAAUUUCAUCAGCAAACUGAAGAGUCAGAUUUCCACCUAUAAAACUCGCUCGUCGGAGAAAGCUGCCGUUACCUUUCCGCUGGAUUUCGCAUGGUUGGACUACUACAAACGGGCCGAUAUGCUGCUGAUCGACCGUAGCAUAGCGGAAGGGAGCCAAGCACCCAAGUCGAGGGAUUCCAAAUUCAAGGAGGAAUUGGAACGAAGACGGCACGAGUACAUCGUUUACGAGCCGUACAAGAUCUAUACGGCUACGUGGAAUGUGAACGGGCAAACAUCGGAGGACAUCGAAUUGCCGGAGUGGCUGUCGACUACGGAAGAUCCGCCGGAUAUCUAUGCGGUCGGAUUUCAGGAAAUCGAAUGGACGCCGGAGAAGAUUAUCAUGAAUGAGACCAAGAUCGAUCGGACGUGGGUCGACAAAGUAAUGAGCGGCCUUCAUAAAAGUGCAGUUUACGUAGAAGUUGCAUCGGUUCGUUUGGUAGGAAUGAUGCUAACGGUGGCAGUAAAGAAAUCGUUACGUGAUCGAAUUUCCGACUGCCUAACGGCUGCUGUUGGGACAGGAACAUUGAAAUGGGGCAACAAAGGAGGAGUGGGUGUAAGCUUCCAAAUGAAUGAGGCUUUGCUGUGCUUCGUCAAUACCCACUUGGCUGCCCAUACUCAGGAAGUGGAUCGACGAAAUGAGGACCAUGACGAAAUCAUCCGAAGGAUGUCGUUCGAGAAGACAUUUCGUGGACGUUCGAUCAAUGAACAUCAUCACAUAUUCUGGAUCGGUGAUUUAAACUACCGGCUCACCGGAGACACCACACAGAGAAUGGUAAACGAUAAUGAUCGUGACUAUAACCAGCUGUACCGCCAGGAUCAACUAUACCAGGAGAAGCUUAGGUUGCGCAUCUUCCGAGAUUAUAAAGAGGGUAAAAUAUUAUUCGCACCCACGUACAAGUACAAUCCGGGGACGGACGAAUGGGACAGCAGUGAGAAGAGCCGGUGCCCAGCAUGGUGUGAUCGGAUUCUCUGGAAGGGGAGCCGGACGGAGCAACUAAAGUACGACAGUGUGAUGCAGUUGAGGAGGAGCGACCACAAACCGGUGUAUGCGGUGUUCAAAGUCGAUAUUGAAACAAAGGAUGAUCAAAAGUUCAAGAAGGUUCACGAAGAAGUACUGAAAACAGUCGACAAGUAUGAAAACGAUAACCAACCACAGAUAACGGUCGAGCAAACGGAUUUGGACUUUGGUUUGAUCCGUUUCAACGAAAAGUAUUCCCGAGAGCUAUUGGUGGCGAACAAUUGCCACCUGCCGGUGCAGUUCAGUUUUUCCGCCAAGGACGAGCGCUACAGCCACGUGUGCGAAGACUUUAUCCACAUCAGCCAUAAAUCUGGUGAACUAAUUACCGGUGAUAGCCUUACCAUACGGAUAGACAUACUGGUCGAUGCGAAAGCCGCUUCGAAGAUGUUGAAAAAGCUGAAGGAUGCCAAGGCCGGAGUGAAGAUUCCGCUGGAUAUACUGGUGCUGCACGUGAAGAAUGGACGGGACAUUUUUAUCACCAUUUUUGGCGAGUACAAAUCCAGCUGCUUCGGGGUGUCGCUGGAAACGUUGAUGAAGCUGAAUAAGCCGGUUUUCGAGUACGAGAUCAACGAGUUGGUUGCAUUGGCGAAGGAAGAGAGGCUCGUUGAUUUGACAGACGAUGGCAAUCUGAAAAUUCCACGAGAAAUCUGGAGAUUGUUGGAUUAUUUGUACAACGUACGCUGUUUGGACUUAUCACAGCUAUUUAUGAAUCGCGAUUAUGGCAAACAUGAGAACAUUGUGGAGAUUCGGGACUGGCUGGACAGUUGGUCAUCGGCACCGUUUCCUGGAACACCGAAAACUGCGGCAGAAGCGUUGCUUAUUCUUUUAGAAUCUCUUCCAGAGCCAGUGGUUACCAUCAGCGAGAAGGAAUGUAUCUUAAAUGCAGAAAACUACGAGCACUGUCAAAGGCUUAUUCGGCUAAAGCUAAAACCAGUCAACCGGGUGGUGUUUUUGUACAUUUGCUCAUUCUUGAUCGAACUGCACCGGAAAAACUCAAACGUUCGAUUGAACGAUCUGGCCACCAUCUUCGGUCGGGUGUUGAUUCGAAGUCAGAUUGCUCCGGGCACUGACCCGUACGCUUACGCCGAGGGGUUACGAGAUCAGAGACAACGCUUCAUGAUGACCUUUUUUAACAAUAAAAUACAGGAAUUUGCUCGAGCGGUAAUGAAUGGCGUUGGAAAGUAGGAAUUUUAUAAUGUAGCUAUCGUAAAACUGGGGUGUCUGAAUGUAAGGGACGAUCGUACUUUGUAGGUAUGCAUGUUGCGCGCAAAGCAAUAUUUGUACUAAAGGUGUAACAUGAACAAAUGGAUACGUUAACUUAAUAACGGGAGAUCAGGUUGAGUGUCUGAUUUUUCGACAGAACCAUAUUAUGUAUUUAUAGUUGUCAGUCUGUAAUCGUGUAAAAUAGUGGGAACGCAAAAGUAGCAUCUACAAAUGGUAAAGUAGAGAAAGAAUCAAGCAUGAAUAAAUAAUAGCGGAUUUUACCGUUA